Lucilia cuprina (Australian sheep blowfly) is the source of this 522-nucleotide messenger RNA. RefSeq lists its product as uncharacterized. Gene Ontology annotation, molecular function: protein binding. The transcript is spliced from 3 exons. The coding region runs from base 1 to 276 and encodes 91 amino acids. The record is from RefSeq and is a predicted model, not a curated record. Lineage: Eukaryota; Metazoa; Arthropoda; Insecta; Diptera; Calliphoridae.
AUGUUUGCCUCAACCUAUGUACAUUUUUCUUUGACAAUCUUAUUAAUUUUCAUUUUAUUCUUUACAGUGGCUAUUUUUAUCUUACCCCUCAUUUCCGCCUUCCCCAAAGGACGUGACUGUGAGGUGCACAAUUGUGAACUGCAGGACUAUAAACCAAUUUGUGGAACAGAUGACAAAGGUGACACUAAAACAUUUACCAAUUAUUGUAUACUAAAAACUGAAAAUUGUCUACGCAAUCAAAAUUAUCAAAAAACCGCAGACGGCGAAUGUCCCUAGAUGCUCUGUUAUUCUUUAUUUUAUAAUAAAAAAAACACAAAACAAUUAUUUUAAUUUUUUUCUUUAUUAUUUUUAAAUUUAAUUCCUAUUUAUACAUUUUUUAAUUUACUUUUACAUACUAAAUAGUUUAUAAAAUUAUCGGAUUUAUUACAUAUAAUAUUCUCUUCUUUAAUUAGUUCUCUUCAAUAUUAUUUCUUUUCUUUUUUACAUUGUGCUAAAUAUUUCUUGAAUUUAUUGAAAGAAAUG